This is a messenger RNA of Mesorhabditis spiculigera, 726 nucleotides long. The record is from the annotation of a GenBank genome assembly. Lineage: Eukaryota; Metazoa; Nematoda; Chromadorea; Rhabditida; Rhabditidae.
AUGACUCGACUCAUACUUCUACUCCUCAUCCCCGCCACCUUUGCCCUCGAUCAAAGCAUGGCAAACGAAAACGUAAAUUCGUUUGACGCUGUUGAUGCCGACAAUAAUGGCUGGAUUGAUUUCCCCGAAUUCAGCAAAUGGGUACGCUCACGAAAUUCAGACGAAGCCCGCCGGUCCAUCAAAGAAAUCUUUUCCCAAUACGACGUUGAUGCGGAUUCUCGGCUAGGCGUCGCAGAGUUUGUUCCCCUUGCCUACGCAUUUUCCCAGAAACCAGUCGACACCGAGGAGACCAUUUUCAAGCGAAUGGACAAGAACGGGGAUGGAACUAUUGAUGUUGGGGAGCAAGAGGUCUUGAGGAGAACUGGGGAAGGUGCUGUAAUUGAUGGCGUUUUGGCUGUCGCCGACACAAACAGAGAUGGUCGCCUGGAUUAUUCUGAAUUCCAGAAGGCACUUUCACAAAAUCACCCAAAAUCUCAGGAAGAGAAGGAUCAAGAUACUGCACAGAGUAUUAUUACUUAUAUUGAUGCGGAUGGGGAUCGCUUGUUGAAAAGAGAUGAGGUUCUUCAGUUUGCUAGGAAAUACUCCAAGGUGAACAGCAACGAAAUCCAUCAGGUCUUCGGGCGUCUUGAUUCAAAUAUGGACGAUGUGCUUGAUUUGAAUGAGUUGGCUCGAUUCCCAUCUACUCUUACAACCAUGCUCCAUCUGGCGCCGCCGCCAACCCUAUCU